Messenger RNA from Neurospora tetraspora, 3215 nucleotides. RefSeq lists its product as uncharacterized. The transcript is spliced from 2 exons. Bases 432 to 3182 code for a protein of 916 amino acids. NCBI's taxonomy places the organism in Eukaryota, Fungi, Ascomycota, Sordariomycetes, Sordariales, Sordariaceae. The record is from RefSeq and is a predicted model, not a curated record.
UGGAUACAGAAGUUGAUGAAGAUGAAGUUCUUCCGGCUUUAUGCCACAGUCCUGCCGCACACCAGCAAAGCCGGGCGGGCCCGCUAGUUAAUAACCCAACACCGUCAACUACCCAGCUCGACGAUGAACUAAUCGCUGCGAGCGCAAGUGGAACCAGCACACUUUUCGAGCAUCGUCCAUCGAGUGAACCGGUUAGAAAUGAAGUUUCUGAGGAUACCCCGGCCCUUUCGCUUUGGGACCGCGCAUACAAUGCCCUCCAAGAAAGCCACCCGGACUUGGUCAAGGAGUAUGACUCGCUGCUGGAAACAGAGCUCAAAAAAUACCACCCAGAUUCUAGAGCCGUGGAGGCAUAUAUCGAGAUUACCGAAACGUCAGCAUGCAACACAUUAGCUCUCAAUCGUCGAUUGUCACGGAGGUAACAACUCGAUACAAUGAUCGCGAAGAGCUUGCAUGGCUUUGACCCGGAGAAGAAGCCCAACCGAGAAUUCAUACCGCGGGAGAAGAUUGCCCAAGCUGCGAAGCUGGCUAGCACGGUCAAAGAAUUCAUCGAGCAGGCUGUCAAGGGGUCCCCCGAAGCUUCCAUGGCAUGGGCAGGGGUGUGCAUUAUCCUUCCACUUCUUACAAAUCCUAUCAUUGCCGACGAAGCUAACAAGGACGGAUUCGCAUUUGUCACUUCUCGGAUGAGCUUUUGGUCCGCAAUGGAGCCACAGAUCCUUCGGCAUGGCAUAGGAUCCUCUAUCUCACCCGCUCUGACGGCCGAGGUUGAGAAUCACUUUGUGGCCCUGUAUCGAUACAUGCUCGAGUUUCAGAUCCGGACAGUCCUUCGAUUUUAUCGACAGGGCUUGAAACGCUACUUCGAGGAUAUCUGCUCACCCGGCAUUUGGACGGAACUCAUUGAAGCCAUUACCAAGCAGGAAAGCAUCUUCAAUCAGGACCUGCAAAAUAUCCACAACAUCAACACAGCAGCUAAGCAUUCACUAACAAUGGCUGGUCAAGACAAGUCAUUGAUGGGAUUGCAGAGUUUCAUUCGGGAUGUUGCAGAAGACAUCCACAAACUUGUGACUGAAAAGGAAAAAGAAUGUCUGCAACUUUUCCGUCUCACUGAAAACAGCAAGGACGUCACUUACGAAUGGUAUAAGAGCCGUGUUGAGGAUAGAGUGGAAAACACCUGCAAAUGGGUUCUUCAACACCAAAACUUCCAAACAUGGCUAGCUGCAGAGUCGGGACCACUUUUGAUAUCGGCGGACCCUGGAUGCGGGAAGUCCGUCUUGUCAAAGUAUCUUGUCGAUGGCUUCUUCCCAGAGGCUCCGAGUACAAGUUCCGCCGCUGUUUGUUACUUCUUCUUCAAGGAUGGCGACCAGAAUAGCGUCCGACAGGCACUCUGCGCUCUUCUUCAUCAAUUGUUUUCCCAAAGCAGGCACCUCGUCAAGCAUGCUAUGAAGCAAUACGAAAAAGACGGCACAGGCAUCAUCAACUCGACGGAGUCCCUGUGGAAAGUGCUUGUGCAAGCUGUACAAGACAAGGACGCAGGCCCAACAAUCCUGGUACUAGACGCUAUGGACGAAUGCAUCCAAAUCGAGUGCCAGGAUCUGUUACGCAGGAUUAGCAGUCUGUUUCGCUCGAGCUGGCCAUCUAGCUCCGGGCAAGAUCGGCUGAAGAUUCUCCUCACUAGCCGCCCAUACGACCAAAUUGUGGACAAGUUUCACUCUCUUACCGACUGGCUUCCGAAUGUUCGGAUUCCUGGAGAAGAAAGUUCCGAUCUCAUCAGUGAGGAGAUCAACCAUGUUAUCAGGGUUCGGGUCGAGCAGUUUGCCAGCAAGCAGAAACUUCGGCCAAAUGUCAAAGAAGCACUCCAGAACCAACUACUUGCCAUCCAGCAUCGCACAUAUCUUUGGGUUUAUCUAGUAUUCGAAUACUUAGAGGACGCAAAUCUCAAGAAGACACCAAAAGGGGUUGUCGAUGCCAUGAAACAACUUCCCAAGAACGUCAACGAGGCGUAUGAGCGGAUUCUCAGCAGGUCAAUGGAUCAGAAAAUGGCUCGAAAAGCCCUCUGCAUCAUACUUGCCGCUUAUCGGCCGCUGACUGUCUCGGAGAUGAACAUCGCCGUUAACAUCGACCCCACGUCGGAAUCGCUCGAAGAAUUGGACGAGGAUGAUGCCGACUUUGAAAAACGUCUGAGAACUAGCUGUGGCUUGUUCAUCUCUGUUCACCAUGGCAAAGUUUAUUUCUUGCACCAAACCGCCCGAGAGUUCCUACUAUCUGCAACCAACGCCGAGGACGGGCCAAAACCCCCCGAUCAGUCAAUAUGGAAAAACUCCUUUCGCAUGCCACAAGCACAUCAUGAGCUUCUCAGCUGCUGCGUUAUCUAUAUGAAGCUCACCGACGGGGACGGUUGCCUGCUUAAAGGGCCAUCUGAAGAGAUAAACUAUGAUCCAUUUUGGGACUAUUCGGCACUACACUGGCUUCGCCAUCUCGAAGAUGCUGGCGACAUACCGUGCGACGACGUGGUGGGACGUUUACUGCCUCGAUGUAAGGUGCAUUCGGAGGAAUUCGCGGCUACCUCUGAAUCGUCCUGCCUGCCAUGGGCUUGGAAGAGUCUCUGCAAAUACGAUUCACCUCUUCAAGUAGCGUCGCACCUCGAUGCGGAAACUGCUGUCACUUGGCUACUCGGCCUCGAUGAUCUCGACGUUGAGAGAGAGCGUGAUGACGGGCGGUGGCCGUCAAUCCAAUUGGCUAUUGUGGCAGGCCGUCCAGGCGUAGAUGGGUAUGAGUACAAAGUUCUGGAGAAGUUGCUCAAUAGGUUCCCUCAUGCUGCGGAAGAAUUGGGAAUGAAUCCUUUUCCAGAUGUGGAAAAUCGGAUCAUUUCCGAGACACGUUAUGGACCGUCUAUGCAGACCGCGCUGAUAUUGUUGGUUUCCCAUGGGCUGUUGAAAAAUACCUCUACCAGGAAAGAACUCGGUGUUCGGCUGUUGGACAGGGCUGUAAGGUGGAAUAUGCCCGAUAGCGCAUCGUUACUCCUCGAAAAACGGUCUUCAGGAACUCAUAAAUUCGUACACGCUCCGAAGCUCAUCGACGUUGUACACCCCGCUGGGAUUCGCCAUUUACCUCCAAGCAACACCCAUGGUGACUUUUUUCUUGGACCGAGGUGCCAACAUAGAGAUGGGGACAAAACACGGAACUAGACCUCUUCAGUUGGCAUCCUGGGUCAAUUCUGA